AUGCUGUACGACCACGACCAGGAUAGCCAUGCGGGCCACAACCAUACCCUCGGUGCUGGGGCAAAGAAGAUGCCCUCCGGGACGGAUUACGGGCCGGAGCUGCUGAUCAGUGUGUGGACGAUGAUGGCCUUUUCAAUCCUCGUUGUUGCCUCCCGUACGGCAAGCAACUACAAGUUUGGGAACCUGCAGCUCAGUGAUGCGAUUAUAUUGCUGGCUCUGACUUUACUCUUGGUUGCAGCAGUGCUGUUCAACCUCGCGGUCAACCACGGGUACGGCAACACCACCAGCUCCCCCGGUCGCCACAGUGUGGUCGCAGGCUUCCGGUACUCGACCAUCGGCUACGCGAUUGUCAUCCUCGCCGCGACCGCCGGUCGUCUCGCCAUGAUCAUGUACAUGAUGGCGUUGCUGGCGGCACGGACGUGGGACCGCAUGGUCCUGUGGGCUCUCGUGCCCCUGCAGGUGGUUGUCAAUGUGGUCAGUGUGGUUUUGCUGUUCGCCCAAUGCUCGCGUGUCGUGGAGGUGUUUCAGCCUGGCGCUCAGAAGCAUUGCAUGUCGCUGGAUGUUCAGAUCGAUUAUGGAUAUUUUCAGGGUGCAUUCAACUCCGCUAGCGACCUCUUUCUUGCCCUCUUCCCGAUCUACAUUUUCUGGCGGUUCAACUGGACGCUGCGAGUCAAACUGGUGCUCAUCUCCCUGCUUAGCCUGGGGGUCGUAGCAAUGGCCGCCUCCCUCAUCAAGACCCUGGAAUACCCCACGAUUCUCAAAUCGACCAACCCGCGCAUCAACCGCGUCCCCCUCCUCCGCUGGAUGUUCAUCGAGGCCGGCAUCGUCCUCAUCACCGCCUCCGUUCCGUGUAUCCGGCCCCUCGUCCUCCACUGGAUACGGAAGUACAUCCGGAAGAAACGGACGCAACAUCACCAGAUGGAUGGGGGACCCGCUCCUAAUCAAUCCACUGAGAACUUUGCGGCGGACUGGAAGGCCCGGUGGAUCAUGCCGUACAUGCGGCAGCAGGGGCAGGGGCAGGCGUCGUGCUCGUCGGAGGAGCACGAGCGGCAGAUUCUGGCGAACAUCACGACGCAGAUCUUCGCGGGGGAUCGCGAGUUUCUGGAUCGGCAUGUUGGGGGGAUUGUGAGGAAGGUUGAGGUGAUGGUGGUUGCGGAUGAGAUUCCGUUGACGACCACGAGAGAUAGCGGAAUAUAA
This is a messenger RNA of Aspergillus aculeatinus CBS 121060, 1197 nucleotides long. RefSeq lists its product as uncharacterized. NCBI's taxonomy places the organism in Eukaryota, Fungi, Ascomycota, Eurotiomycetes, Eurotiales, Aspergillaceae. The record is from RefSeq and is a predicted model, not a curated record. The transcript has 4 exons. Bases 1 to 1197 code for a protein of 398 amino acids.